This is a messenger RNA of Metschnikowia bicuspidata var. bicuspidata NRRL YB-4993, 879 nucleotides long. Its product is annotated as aldo/keto reductase. The coding region runs from base 1 to 879 and encodes 292 amino acids. The transcript has a single exon. Gene Ontology annotation, molecular function: oxidoreductase activity. The record is from RefSeq and is a predicted model, not a curated record. NCBI's taxonomy places the organism in Eukaryota, Fungi, Ascomycota, Pichiomycetes, Serinales, Metschnikowiaceae.
AUGUCUGGUUUGCAAGAAAACACCAAAAUCUACACCUUGAAUGAUGGCAACAAGAUCCCAGCCGUGGGCCUUGGAACAUGGAGGGCCACCUCCGAGGACAACAUUGCCGAUGUUGUGGCCAGUGCCAUCAAAAACGGCUACAGACACAUCGACACUGCCGCAAUCUAUGGCAACGAGGAAGAUGUCGGAAAAGGAAUCAAGGCGUCGGGUGUCCCAAGAGAGGAGAUUUUUGUGACCACCAAGUUGUGGAACUCAGACCACAAGAACGUCAGAAAGGCGUUUGAGGAGUCCUUGAGGAAGUUGCAAUUGGACUACGUCGACUUGUACUUGAUUCACUGGCCCAUUGACGGCAGCUUUGGUGACAAGAACGCCAAGAUCAGCGACUCCGUCGAGACAUAUUUGGAGUUGCAGAAGUUGAAGCAGGAAGGCAAGGCCAAGUCGAUUGGUGUUUCCAACUUCUCGAAGGGGAAGAUCGAAAGUCUCUUGGCGCACCCAGAGGUCACGAUCAAGCCCGCCGUCAACCAGAUCGAGGCCCACCCAUUGUUGCCACAAUAUGAAUUGUACGACUACUUGAAAAAGAACGACAUCUACAUCGAGGCCUAUUCUCCAUUGGGCUCCGCCGACAGCCCCUUGUUGAAGGAGAAGAACAUUGUGAAGAUCGCCGAAAAGAACAACGUGGAGCCAGCCCAAGUCUUGAUUUCCUGGGCCAUCCAAAGAGGCACCGUCGUGUUGCCAAAGUCUGUCAAAGCCGCGCGUCUUUUGUCCAACAAGAAAACCUUCCAGUUGAGCGACGAGGACUUUGAAGUCUUGAACCAAUUGGCUGCCGUUGAAGGCGUGCAAAGACUCAUCGACCCAUUGCCCGUUCUCUUUGAGGAUUAA